This is a messenger RNA of Sinocyclocheilus anshuiensis, 1937 nucleotides long. Its product is annotated as S-adenosylmethionine synthase-like. Gene Ontology annotation, molecular function: methionine adenosyltransferase activity; ATP binding. The record is from RefSeq and is a predicted model, not a curated record. Lineage: Eukaryota; Metazoa; Chordata; Actinopteri; Cypriniformes; Cyprinidae. The transcript is spliced from 7 exons. Gene Ontology annotation, biological process: S-adenosylmethionine biosynthetic process. Bases 287 to 1132 code for a protein of 281 amino acids.
UAUGUGUGUAUGUUUGUGAGUGAGAGAGUGAGUAAAGCUUAGUGUGUGUGUUUUCUUUUUGCCAUAUAUAGGGGCAAACUUACUUCGAGACGAGGUUGUGUGUUAUAGUCUGUGAUCUAUCUGCAAACCUCUCGUUCUUUCUAUCAUUCUUUCUUCUAUACCCUCGGGACUAUAAGGAGCUCUGCAUACUUGGCCUGCUUUAGCCAAAGUUGGAGGGAAAUUAUUGAGCACUUGAUAGAUUAUUUUGUCCUGUUGAUUUCGAAGAUCUGUUCAGUUGCUGGCAAACAUGGAAGGAAUGAAUGACGCUCAUGAUGACGGAUCCUUCAUGUUCACCUCAGAGUCUGUGGGAGAAGGGCAUCCAGAUAAAAUCUGUGACCAAAUCAGUGAUGCAGUUCUUGAUGCACACUUGAAGCAGGACCCGGAUGCCAAAGUGGCCUGUGAAACUGUUUGUAAGACUGGUAUGGUACUUCUCUGUGGUGAGAUCACAUCUCGGGCCAACGUUGACUACCAGAAGAUUGUGCGAGACACCAUUAAACACAUUGGUUACGACAACUCUGAAAAAGGUUUUGACUAUAAAACCUGCAAUGUGCUGGUGGCUCUCGAGCAGCAGUCUCCUGAUAUAGCGCAGGGUGUCCACGUUGACAGACAUGAGGAAGAUAUUGGAGCUGGAGACCAGCCCUGGUUUAAACCAUAUAAAAUCUUUGCUUUUCAGGGAGAUGCUGGUGUCACAGGUAGGAAGAUUAUUGUGGACACAUAUGGUGGAUGGGGGGCUCAUGGUGGUGGAGCAUUCUCUGGAAAGGACUACACCAAGGUGGACCGCUCUGCUGCCUAUGCUGCACGCUGGGUGGCUAAGUCUCUGGUGAAGGCGAAACUGUGCAGAAGAGUGUUGGUUCAGGUGUCUUACGCCAUUGGAGUCGCCUACCCUCUCUCAAUCUCCCUUUUCACCUACGGCUCAUCAGAAAAAACAGAGAAGGAGUUGCUACAGAUUGUCAACAAGAACUUUGACCUCCGACCAGGUGUCAUUGUUAGGGACCUGAACCUGAAGAGACCGAUCUACCAGAGCACGGCCUGCUACGGUCAUUUUGGCCGAUCAGAGUUCCCCUGGGAGAUGGCCAAGAGUCUCAAGGUUUAAACUGAGAGGCGCGCGAGUCUUACUUUCAGUCAUUCAGUCGCUCUUUCCUCCAGCGCUCCUCUCUCAGCUUAUUUUAAUUCUCUUCCCGCAUAUGCUACAUUUCAGAUUAGACGAAUAUAUACUGUAAAUGUCAAGAUUGAUAAAUUAAAUCCAUUUUUUUAUUUAGAAGUCUAUCGUGAAAGGAUCCCUCACAACUGUUUCACCGCAUCAGCACUCAUGACAAUCUAUCAUUCCUUCAGUGUUGCCAACUAAUUUUCAGGGGAAGUUGCUAAAAGCAGAUCGAUUUGUUGCUAAAAGUUGCUAAACGGCGUUGUGAUGUCAUUGCGUGAUGACGUCAUUGCAUAACCAUGACACAAAACAGCGUUUUUACGUAGAAUACACGAGAUUACUCAAAUCUCAACAAAAAAUAUUUUUUUAAUGUUAUUUGUUCAUAUAAUAUUAUAAACAUAAAAUAUUUUAAUUUGUAAAAGUAACAUAAGUAACAUCUUUAUGAUCUGAUUUUUUUUACAACAUUGAAUUAUUGAAGUUACACAUUUUGUGUAUUUUCUUAUUAACUAGUAAAACUGCACAUUCUGAACAGUUUUUCUUACAGUGAACCUAACUGAACAACAAUUAUAUAUACAAGCUAAUAACAUGCUGUAUCAUAAAUGUGCAUUUAUUAUUGACCAAUUGGAACUAGCAACUUAAUGCACAUUUGAUGUUUGUACUGUUAGGCAUCUUUCUUCAGCUCUCUCCAGGUUGAUGUGCUGCUUGGCUGGCUAGCUGUUCAAUGGUUUCCUCUUUUUGUGUAAUUUAGAUGAAAAUA